CUCGCACACACACUCUACAGCGCAGCCAUGGUCGCAGGCGUACAGAUUCACUCCAAGGUCGCCCCUGAGGCGCAGGAACAAAUCCUGACGGAGGGCGCACUUGAGUUCCUCGCGAGACUGCACAGGACGUUCGAGCCUACGAGGCAGGCUCUUCUGGCUGCGCGUGAGGAUGCGCAACGGCGGCUGGACUCUGGUGUUCCACUCGACUUCCCUCCCGAGACCGCGCACAUUCGCGCUGACCCGAGCUGGAUCUGCGCACCGCCCGCGCCAGGACUGGAGGACAGACGGGUGGAGAUUACGGGGCCUACGGAGCGGAAGAUGGUGAUUAAUGCGUUGAACAGUGGUGCCAAGACGUUCAUGGCGGAUUUCGAAGAUGCGACUUCACCCACCUUCGCGAACAUGAUCACCGGCCAGGUCAACCUUCGUGACGCCAUCCGUCGUCAGAUUGACUUCGAGACCGGAGGCAAGAAGUACAAGUUGUCCGACAAGCCUGCGGUGCUGAUCGUGAGGCCUCGAGGAUGGCAUUUGGACGAACCUCGUGUCACCAUCGACAACACCCCCGUCUCCGGCUCCAUCUUCGACUUCGCCCUCUACUUCUACCACAACGCCAAGGAGCUCGUUGCCCGUGGUUCUGGUCCAUAUUUCUACCUCCCGAAAAUGGAGCACUACAAGGAAGCGCGUCUAUGGAACGACAUCUUCCUGUUCUCGCAGUCUUAUAUCGGCAUGCCGCACAACACGAUCAGAGCAACUGUCUUGAUCGAGACUCUCCCCGCUGCCUUCCAGAUGGAGGAGAUCUUGUUCGAGCUGAGGAACCACUCGUCUGGCUUGAACUGCGGACGAUGGGACUACAUCUUCAGCUUCAUCAAGAGGCGUCGCGCCGACAGGACAGCGAUCCUGCCAGACCGGAAGGAUGUUACGAUGACGUCACCGUUCAUGGAUGCUUACGUUCGCCUGCUGAUCAAGACUUGCCAUAAGCGUAAAGUGGCGGCUAUGGGUGGAAUGGCUGCGCAGAUUCCGAUCAAGAACGACGUUCAGGCCAAUGAGGUCGCGAUGGAGAAGGUCCGACAGGACAAGUUGCGCGAGGUCACCUACGGCCAUGACGGUACUUGGAUUGCCCAUCCUCUCAUCAACCAGAUUGCCCGUGACGUCUUCGACCAGCACAUGCUCGGACCCAACCAGUACCAUGUCUUGCGUGAAGAGUGGUCUGUGUCCGCCAAGGAUCUCCUCAACUCGCAGAUCCAGGGCAAGGUUACUGUGGAGGGCGUCCGUUCCAACAUCGCCACUUCCCUCGCCUAUAGCACUGCAUGGAUUGCGGGCAACGGCUGCGUGCCCCUGAACUUCCUUAUGGAGGACGCCGCCACGGCUGAAAUCACCCGGGUGCAGCUUUGGCAGUGGGUGCACUACGGCGUCCGUCUCGAGACCGGCGAGCCCAUUACGCCGGAGUACAUCGACAAGCUCGUCUCAGAGCUCGGCCCCGAGGUCAAGAAGCUCGUGCCCGGCAUCAAGGACGACCAGCUCAGCUUGACGUCCGAGUAUCUGAAGGCGCAGGUCAGGAAGCCCUGGCCGAGCGAGUUCUUAACGAGUGAUCUCAUGCCGUACCUGGCGGCGCAAGACGGUGUUGACGCGAAGUGGCACAAGAGCUCUCUUUGAACGCGUUUGUUUCUCGAUACCUCGUAGCAUGUACUGCAACCUGUAUUAUUCCCAUUAGUUGUCCACAUUAAUGUACUAGUAGCACUUUCCAGGGAACCUCCUUUAUGUAUUGAAUGUCAUUUGCUUCAUCGCA
Molecule: messenger RNA, 1783 nt
Organism: Gloeophyllum trabeum ATCC 11539
Lineage: Eukaryota; Fungi; Basidiomycota; Agaricomycetes; Gloeophyllales; Gloeophyllaceae
Product: malate synthase
Exons: 6
Coding region: 28-1650 (540 amino acids)
Biological process (GO): glyoxylate cycle
Cellular component (GO): peroxisomal matrix; cytoplasm
Molecular function (GO): malate synthase activity
Source: RefSeq, a predicted model, not a curated record